AUGUCAUUUCGAAUACCUAAAAUAAAAAAAGAUCCUCCAAUCAGUACAGAUUCAAAUACAAGUACCGAUGCAAGUACGGAUACAAGUACAGAUACAAGUAUAAAUACAAAUAAAGGUACAGAUACAAGUACAACUAGUUCAAAAGAAAUAUACUAUCCAAAAAUAACAAUUUCACAAGAAGAUAUGUUUCGUAUUUUUGCUUAUUUAACAAUAUUGUUCAUUGGAGAUAAUUCCAUACGUACAAUUUAUCGUGAUUUUGUUCAAAUAUUUUCUACUGGUAGAUUAUUAAAAAAAGGAGAAGCGACUAUACAACAUGGUGAAUAUAAAAUGGAAGGUGAAGUUCGUUUACAAAAAAGUGGUAAACGUGGGCAUCGAGAUUAUAAAGAUGUACGUUAUUAUUUUUGUCAGACUUCAUCGACACAAUUAAUUUAUAUAUAUAUACCAACUGUCUUUGGAGAUAUAGCACAAAGAAAUAUUGAUUAUUUAAAAACAAUCAAGAAUUGUAGAUUUAUUCAUGCUGUUAUUUUUUCAUUAUAUCAUGGUAAUUUGAAUUUUGCUCAAUUGAAAAAAAUUGAAAUACCAUUCAACCAACAUUUAGAACAAUAUGAUGAAAAUUUUAAUAAAAUUUGUAUGCAUCUACUAGAUAUAUGUGAAAAUAAAAAAGAUCGUCACCAAAAAAAAAUCUGGAUGGGACCAUUUCCACCAAAUAUGAAAUUAACUAAAGAACAAAAAGAACAAUUCAAAGAAAUAAUUCUUCAUACAGAUACAAUUACUAAAAUAAAUGGUUUCAAACGAUUUAAGCGUAAUUUCAUUUGGAAAAAAACUCAUAAAGAAUUAUUAAUAAAAAAUACACAUUAUUUUUCACCGAAAGGUAUUCGUUUAAUGACACAAUUUCUUGCUGAAAUUAUCGGCACAAGAUGGGAAAGGACAAUAUAA
Molecule: messenger RNA, 936 nt
Organism: Rotaria sp. Silwood1
Lineage: Eukaryota; Metazoa; Rotifera; Eurotatoria; Philodinida; Philodinidae
Source: the annotation of a GenBank genome assembly